Messenger RNA from Verticillium alfalfae VaMs.102, 294 nucleotides. Its product is annotated as dynactin subunit 5. The record is from RefSeq and is a predicted model, not a curated record. Bases 1 to 294 code for a protein of 97 amino acids. NCBI's taxonomy places the organism in Eukaryota, Fungi, Ascomycota, Sordariomycetes, Glomerellales, Plectosphaerellaceae. The transcript is spliced from 2 exons.
AUGCCUCUCCGCCUCGGCGACCACGUCUUCGUCGGCCAGGGCAGCGUCGUGCAGGCCGCGACCGUGGGCAGUCACGUCUACAUUGGCCACGGCGCCGUCAUUGGCGAGUUUGCCAUCAUCAAGGACUACGUCCGCGUCCUCGAGGGCAGCGUCGUGCCGCCCAACAUGGUCAUCCCGAGCUUCAGCAUCGUCGGCGGCCAGCCCGCGCGUGUCAUCGGCGAGGUGCCCGAGGGGGGGCACGAUGCCUUUGAGCUGGAAGCUCUACAAGACGGUGCUCAUGUGCCGUCGGGAUGA